AGCCAAUUAAACACAUUGCUUUUAGACCAUUCAGUUGGAUGAGCACGUUUUCAUCCCUUUUCCUGCUUCCAAAAGAAAAUGCACAUCUGACAUUCAGCUAAGCCUUGAUGUAUUUCAACUGCCCUUCUUAGGGCAAUACCCACUUUUGUGAUUUGCACCCGAAGAUGGCUCUACUAAACCUGCUUCCCCAAGAUCCCAAAGACGAAGGCACACAGAGAUGCAGACUGGGACCUGCUGCUUUUUCCGCCUUGGCUGCCAAGCUGGGAUCUCCAGUUAGGAUCACCUUGCCUGCUGGUUGCUGCUUGUGUGCCGCUUGGCCCAGGCAUGAUUUGGCCGACGGCUACGUACAGCUUGAUCUGAAAUGCAGAACCCGGGGCCUGAAGGAGAGCCAGUUACAUAAUCUCACAGUGAGCGUCAGUGACUUGAAGUUACUGCAGUGUCAUAGGCUAAGAAGAGUGACAGUCAAAGUCAUUUUUAAAAAUCGCUCCUUGAAAAAAUCCACUCCAGAAACCAUGAUCCAGGAGGUAGUCAAAGACCUGCUGAGAAAUACCUAUGUUGCCCUUCAUCACGUUGUUUCAUUUGCCCCAAUUUUGGGCAAUCCAGUGGAAUACAUUGAAAUAUUGUCUACGGACCCUGAUGCUCAAGAGGGAGCUGGUUUGGUAACCCCCAAAACCAACAUUACCAUUAAAGAUAUGGCCACACUGGACUGGUAUAACCAUUUGAUGGAGAGCAGUGCCAAAAUCCAGGUGGCAGGAAUGGAUGAUGCCAGCAGCUCCUUAAAAGAGAUGAUUGGCCUGCCAUUGCACUUUCCAAAAACCUUCCAGAAACUAGGCCUUUCUGUCCCUAAAGGUAUCCUCCUGGUUGGACCUCCAGGGGUGGGCAAAACCCUCCUGGUAAAAGCAGUCACCAGGGAGGUAGGGGCUUGCCUCCUUUGCAUCAAUGGCCCUAUAAUCUAUGGCUCAAGGCCUGGUGAAAGCGAGGAGAACCUGCGGCAUGUGUUUGAAGAAGCGAGAGACUUAUCCACUGAAGGACCAACAGUUCUUUUUAUUGAUGAGAUUGAUUCUUUGUGUCCUAAACGGGGAAGUUCAAGUAAUGCCCCAGAAAAUCGUCUGGUAGCUCAGAUGUUAACUCUUAUAGAUGGCAUUGGUGGAGAAAAUGACAUGGUGAUCGUCGCAGCAACAAAUAGGCCUGAUGCCCUCGAUCCUGCCCUCAGGAGGCCUGGCAGAAUUGACCGUGAGGUUAUCAUUGGGACCCCAACCCUGAAACAAAGGAAGUCCAUUCUACAGCUGAUUACUGCAAACAUGCCCGUCUCAAACGAUGUUAACUUGCUUGAACUUGCGGAAAUAACUACUGGUUAUGUCGGAGCUGACCUGACAGCACUUUGCAGAGAGGCUGCAAUGCAAGCUGUGUUUCGAGAUUGUUCAGAUUCGGUUAACACAGUUCAUAUGUCCGACUUCUAUGAAGCUUUGAAAAAGAUUCAACCAUCCUCUUUCCGAAGCGGAAUUGGGCUGAUGGACUUCAAACCUGUCAUCUGGGAUCAGAUUGGUGGUCUUGAAGAUGUGAAAUUAAAAUUAAAGCAGAGCAUUGAAUGGCCUAUCAAAUUUCCUGAGGCUUUUGUUAGGAUGGGACUGACCCGUCCAAAGGGUAUCCUUUUGUACGGACCAUCAGGUUGUGCCAAAACUACACUUGUAAAAGCAGCAGCCACAAGCUGUCACUGUUCCUUUCUGUCUGUGAGUGGCGCAGACCUUUUCUCACCUUAUGUCGGAGAUUCAGAGAAGAUUUUGUCUCAGGUAUUUCGACAAGCAAGAGCAAAUACACCAGCAAUAGUAUUCCUGGAUGAAAUUGAUGCUAUAUUGGGAUCUCGAUCAGUUGGUAAAACUGAUCAUGGGGUUCAAGAGAGAGUUCUUUCUGUCCUUCUCAAUGAAAUGGAUGGUGUUGGCCUGAAAUUAACUGAGAGAAGAGGGUAUAAAGCAGAGUUGGAAGGUGGCAGUGGUGAACAAAUUGAAAAUGAAAAAGAGCUGGAAUUUCAGGAGGUCUUUAAUAAAGACGUUGUUGUCAUUGCUGCAACAAAUAGACCAGACAUGUUAGAUGAUGCCUUGUUGCGCCCUGGGCGGUUAGACAAGAUUAUCUAUGUUCCGCCACCUGAUCACAAGGGAAGGCUUUCUGUUUUGAAAAUCUGCACAGAAAAGAUCCCAGUAGAUCCCGAUGUGUCCCUGGAGGAUAUAGCAGCUCAAGUGAACCUCUUCUCUGGAGCUGACAUUGAAAAUCUUUGUAAGGAGGCUGCUCUAUUAGCAUUGCAAGGGAAUAAUGUUGAAGCAACAACUGUGAAACAUCAAGAUUUUGAAAAAGCAUUGGAGACUGUAAAGCCAUCGUUAACCCUCAGAGACGUAGAAUUUUAUGAAAAAAUGUUUAAAAAUCGAGAAUGAAAUUUAUUAAAGAGGAAAGAAGGAGGAAACUAAAUUUAUGUUGACAUAACCAAUGUCUGAUAAUAGAAUGAAAAGGUCCGUAGAGAGAAAACAGGAUGUGGUAUUAAUUUCUUUUAUAAAUAUACAUGUCUCUUCUCCAGAAUUCACCAAGGGAGCUAAUAUCUGUCACAGGACUGCAAAAUGACAAGAUUUCCAAAAAAUGGGCAAUUAUUGCCUUUAUUGGCAAUCAGCCUUUGAUAUGAAAGAUCCUAAUGCCAAAUUGCUCAGGAAUACUGAGCACAGUGCUGUUAAAUUCAGCAUAUUUAUAAAUGAAGAAAUUGGUCUAGUAGCUUGUUACAUUAAUUUAACUUGUAUUUUUAGAUAUUUAUUUCCCUUUUUUAAAUAAUUGCGCAGCUCAACCUCUGUUUCAGUAUUCAAUAAAAGUAUUGAAUUUGUAA
This is a messenger RNA of Anolis carolinensis (green anole), 2863 nucleotides long. RefSeq names its product AFG2 AAA ATPase homolog B (gene afg2b). The transcript has 9 exons. Lineage: Eukaryota; Metazoa; Chordata; Lepidosauria; Squamata; Anolidae. Bases 165 to 2426 code for a protein of 753 amino acids. The record is from RefSeq and is a predicted model, not a curated record. Gene Ontology annotation, molecular function: ATP binding; ATP hydrolysis activity.